Molecule: messenger RNA, 2046 nt
Organism: Haplochromis burtoni (Burton's mouthbrooder)
Lineage: Eukaryota; Metazoa; Chordata; Actinopteri; Cichliformes; Cichlidae
Source: RefSeq, a predicted model, not a curated record
GUUGGAAAUUAGCUUCAUCUGCGCUGGCUGGAUGGAUGCAGCAACAUCUCUCAAAAAGAAGCUGGCUAUCCUCUUGAUUGUUGCAUUAAUCUUCAUUCUUCUAUUCAAUGUGAAUUUGCCAAACAACAACAACAAAUCCAUCCCAAAACCAUCUGGGCCUGCGGGUGUUUGCUCCUUGGGAGUAUCUGAGCAGACCAUCACCCCGCUCAAAAAUACCAAGCACUUACUGGUGUCAGCAUACGUGGACCAGAGAGUGAAGGAUUUGGAUAUACGCAUCAUAGGCAUAUUUAAGAGAGACUCCAUACAGCCCCUUCACUGUGUUUUUUGCUGCACAAAUGUUUUAAGUAAAACCACUCCAGCAACAAUUUUACAACAUUCUGAUCACUUUGGUUUUCCCUUCGCCACUACGGACGUCAUGUGUCAGAUUCCUCAGAACUGCAACGCUACACGUGUCACUCUCUUGACUACACCAGACAAAGAAAGUGCAUCUGACUCUACCUGGCUUCCUAUAAGAAACCAAAAGAGCGACAGGCAAAAGGAAGAAAACAUGAAGUUUGACUUCACAGUCUGCAUCUCUAAUCUGUUUGGCGACUACAACAAUGUGCUUCAGUUUGCAGAGACUCUGGAAAUGUACAGGUUGCUGGGUGUGAACAGAGUGGUGAUCUAUAACACCAGCUGUGGUCCAGAGCUCGACCGCCUGUUGCAGAAUUAUAGCCAGGAGGGCUUUGUGGAAAUGGUUCCUUGGCCCAUUGACAAGCAUCUGAAUCCAUCUCGUGGCUGGCUUCACUCAGAGCACGGAGGAGACGUGCACUACUUUGGCCAGCUGACCACACUUAAUGAGUGCAUUUACAGAUCAAUGGAGCGUUCCCGCUACGUCCUGUUGAAUGACAUUGAUGAGAUUAUAAUGCCAUACCAGCACGAUGACCUGAUGUCUUUGAUGAACACGCUCCAAAAUCAGAAUCCAAAUACAGGAAUAUUUCUCAUUGAGAACCAUACCUAUCCCAAGAAGCCUUUUAAUCAAAGUAAAUGGGGACCCCUGCCUCAAUGGAAUGGGGUGCCAGGCUUUGAUAUUUUGGUGCAUAUCUACAGAGAGGAGCCUAACAGAAAUAUUUACCAUCCACACAAGUUAAUAGUUCAGCCAAGAGCAGUGCAGCAGACCUCAGUGCAUGAUGUGCUUAUGAUGUCUGCAACAAAGUUCAAGGUUCCACCAGACGUCUGUCGGAUCAUUCACUCGCCAAUCAGGACUCCGACCGAUCCACCACUUGAUCGGCUUCAUGUGGACACUCGACUGUGGGACUUUAAAGACAAACUGCUCCCCAAUGUGAUCAAGGUGCUGCAGAGAGCAGAACUGCUGACAUCAGAGACACAAAACUGAUAGAUGAUGGACAGAAACACAAAUACUGAAGUUUUAGGAGAAAAAAACUGGUCAACAAAACACAGGCUGACCUACAGGGGUGGCAUAUGACAGCCUGAAAUAAUGUCUUUCCAUCCCAAGUCCACUCUAUUUUUGCUUAUCACAAUGCUGCAUAUUAAAAUUAGCCAGCAUUAACACUCUGAGUCUGGCUACAAGUAACAUUAAAUAUCAAUAUAAAUAUAAAGCAAACGGUUUUAUUUCUUGUUGUCAGUAGCGACCAAUGCUUAUGAUUGUGCCAGAGCACACAAUCAUAAGCAUUUUCAACACAUUGGCUAUUUUCCGAUUUCAACACAGGUGGUUGAUUGCUCCACUCUAGAACUGGAAUGAAGGCGAGUGUUAUUAACCCUCUGGGUGGACGGACAGCCACACCUUCAAAUCACAUGACCAAUUUAAGCUGACAUAGCUACAAGCUGCAGUCAUGCAUCUUCUAGCAUCAGGGUCUCUAUUUCAGCUUGUGUUGAAAGUCCAGACUUCAAACUAUAUGUCAGUUUUUACAUUUUAUUGAUAAGCCACUAACACCGGAGUUAUGAUAAGAAAAAAAAUUAAUUAAAUUUAAAAAAAAAAGAAUACUAUCGUCACGUUUUGUGUGAAAAGAAACGGUAACAACGGCAUUUGGACAGCGCAAAAAAGGG